GCGUCCUUCUCUUUAGGCAAAGAGCAAGACCUGCUACCCACCACCUCUACCGCCUUCACAUACACACAAACCAAAAUAUUAACAGAAUUCUAGUGAAGUGGACGCGAAGAAACGAAUUCAAACUCCUCUAUCGAUCUCCCUGUUCUCACCUCCUCCUCAUCUAUAACAACUCUCUCUAUCUCUCUCUUUCACUUGUCACUCUUAGCUCUAAUCAUCAAUCCCAUCCCCCUCUUUCUGUGUUCCAAAAUAAGAUACCUGCUUCUUAAUUAGUCAAAUACCUGCUACUGCAUGCACCGGCCAGCCUUAAGAGUGAACUAUUCGUGAAGAAGGUCAAUGAUGAAGAGGGCGGAGAUCGAUACGAGGCAACCGUUCCGGUCAGUGAAGGAAGCUGUCGCAAUGUUCGGGGAAAGAGUUCUUGCCGGAGAAGUUUAUGCCACCAAGCUCAAACAGUUGCAGGAUGAAGCAAGUGAAAAUGGGCAUGGCGCAUCCAAAAUUGGAACUGUAACAGCUGAGCUAGAGCAAACAAAGCAGAACCUCCAAAAAGCCAAACAAGAAAGUGAGCUAAUGGAAACUUGCCUUUCUUCUCUGAAACAAGAGCUUGAUCGGACAAAGCGAGAGCUGCAGCAACUCAAGGAAAGGGAAUAUGACAAACACUUCAUAGAAUCCGAUGAGAUUGAAGACGUUAAUAUUGUUGAAGACGAUCAUUCAACCAAGGUCGAAAACAAAAGCAGCGCACAAAGAUACAUCAAUGUUGCUGAUAUGGAUGAUGAAGGACUUGAGUUCCAAAAGAAGAGAUAUGUAACAUUUGCACACUCACCUUCUGCAGCUAAAGUAAUGAUUCCACAAGGUGGUACUGGUGUUGAGAAAUUGGAAAGACGUUCAUCAUCGCUUAAGAAGAAGAAAAAGAAGCCACUGAUUCCUCUAAUUGCAGGUAUCUUUUCGAAAAAGAAAGAAAGCCAUCCACUAGCAUAUGCUUGAGAGUUGCACUUUGGCCUUGCGAAUAUAUACUGUGGCAUGCAUACGUUUUCUUCUUCGUUCCAAUAAUGAUGACAACUCUUUUCUCUUUCAAUGUUUUGUAUAAUUGUCCCUUUGUGUACAUUAGUUUCAGUUCCAAUAUGCCACUAAGGUUUAGCUCGGGAUAAGAUGACAUUGUAAUUGUAGUGGUAUCAAACGAUCAUGAAGAGUCAUUUGAUAAA
This is a messenger RNA of Argentina anserina (silverweed cinquefoil), 1196 nucleotides long. Its product is annotated as WEB family protein At1g75720. The coding region runs from base 334 to 978 and encodes 214 amino acids. The record is from RefSeq and is a predicted model, not a curated record. Gene Ontology annotation, biological process: chloroplast avoidance movement; chloroplast accumulation movement. The transcript has 2 exons. Gene Ontology annotation, cellular component: cytosol. Lineage: Eukaryota; Viridiplantae; Streptophyta; Magnoliopsida; Rosales; Rosaceae.